Molecule: messenger RNA, 777 nt
Organism: Microthlaspi erraticum
Lineage: Eukaryota; Viridiplantae; Streptophyta; Magnoliopsida; Brassicales; Brassicaceae
Source: the annotation of a GenBank genome assembly
AUGUGGAGUUUCUCAAGAACAUGCACUUGGCCAAGUUUUCUCUUAUCACAUGGAAUCUACAAGGAGCUCACUUGCGAGUUCUUAGCUUCAAUGAGGUACCACAUGUAUGAAGAGGAAGAUAGAGCUGAUUUGGACCAAGGAUUGGGAUGGAUCACGUUCUUGGCUAAGGGAGAGAAGAGAAUGGUGACCUUUAGGCAGCUUGGAAUCUUGUUUGGGUUCAACUAUGGAGAAGGUACCAAGUGGAACUUCAAGGAAAAGGAACUCCAAAGGGUUUGGGCUACAAUCGCUGAUGGAGUGUACUCUUCCUCAAGGUCCAAGGCUGCUCAGAUCAGGAGCCCAGUGCUUGAGGUAUGUGCACAAGGCACUUGCCAACACCUUCUUUGCAAGGAAGGCCACCGGGACCAAUCAACGAGGGAACUCAAGUUUCUUGACAUGGGAAUCAAGCCCAUUCUCUCACGCACAAGCGAUGGCAAGAGGAUCAGAGGGGAGAUAGAUCACACAGGGAACUUGAUGCCUUUCCUUGACAUCUCCUUACCUACAAGAUCACAGCCUACAACACUAGACAUCAACGAGGGAGGCGCUAAGUGUUGGAGGGCUCAUCACCCUAUCUUGUGUGCUGCUGGAGUGAACCCAACUGAUAGAGAGCCACUGAACCAGGUUGGAUGGACAUCAAGUUUUGCAAGACCAACCUUCUCAUUGAGCACAAGGAGUUGGAUGGGAGGUUCCAAUUCAAGUUCACACAUCCAUUGGCUGGACCUCCAAGCUUCUCCUGCCUAA